UAAGCUUUUGGUCCGCUUGCCAUCUCCUUCCCCAAUUGUAGCCAUGGGAAAUCUUCUCUCCUGUCGGGCUCCCACCAGCAAGUUCAUCUUUCUGCCAGACGGCAAAGCUCGCCCGAUCGAAAGCUCGAUGACAGUUGCAGAGCUCAUGCUCGAGCACCCGUGCCAUUUUGUUGCUGAGCUUACGAGCGGCAGACCAGUUCCGCUUCCAGCUGAUUAUAAACUAGAUGCAAAGGUGGCAUAUGUUGUGCUACCGAUGACAAUAGGAAAAGUGGCGGCGAGGUCGAAGUCUCUACCGACUAUAUUGAAAGAUGAAUCGUCGGAGUUGAUGGAAGGCGGUUCGGAGAUUUUGCUACAUAGGCAGUACUCGAGCAAGGGGUGGAAGCCGAGCUUGGGGACCAUAGAGGAGUGGUCUUUGGUGAAGAAGGUGCCGCAUUGGCUCUUUUGAUGUUGAAGGUUUGCCAUUGAGAAGUCCAAAGGGGAGGUGACUGAGAACAGGAGACUGAUAGCUACUGCUGUAGUUUGAGAGGUUUGGAAAUAUGUCAUUUUUAAAUUUAAGGAUAAAAAAUUAUGCAAUUUUAAUUUGUUGUAUAAAUCUGCCUGUAAAUUUGGGAAUUAUAAGAGUGUUUGAGUAAAUUUAUAGAUCUUAUUAUGAUUAUUAAUUUUAUUUUUCCAAACAUUUGUAAAGGUCAAUCAACAAUUUAAAAAAAUAUAUAUUUUUUGAUGAUCAAAUGAACUAUA
Dendrobium catenatum is the source of this 738-nucleotide messenger RNA. RefSeq lists its product as uncharacterized. The transcript has a single exon. The record is from RefSeq and is a predicted model, not a curated record. NCBI's taxonomy places the organism in Eukaryota, Viridiplantae, Streptophyta, Magnoliopsida, Asparagales, Orchidaceae. The coding region runs from base 44 to 445 and encodes 133 amino acids.